AUGCCUCUGAGCUCCACGUCGGCUGCCUCAGAGACGGCUGCAAGCCAAGAGGACCCAGCAGAAAAGGCAGAGGAAAAGCAGCGCAUGGAAGGGAAGCCAGCCCCCCAGGAGAGCAGCCCCCUGGCCUCCAACCCCACCCUCUCGGAAGUGGUCUCCGAGCUGACGUCCUGGAAGAAGAGCAGUCAGAGGAGGAGCAUGUGGACUGUCAAUCAUGUUGAGGGGACGAAACUCAGGAUGAGCAAGAGAAGAUCCAGUUAUCGUCCAGAAGACCAAGAGGCCUUCUACCGGCUUCUGGAGGACCCUGUUAUCCAGAGCUUCCUGGAAGCUGAUAUUUUCCUGAAAGUGUCCGACAAGUACCUGCUCUCCAUGGUGGUGGAGUACUUCGGCCGUGUCGGGCUGCCUGGUCACCUCUACAACAGGAUCCACUUCUUCCUGGCCCUCUACAUCGCCUCCGACAUGGAGGAGGACAACCCCACAUCCAAGCGGAGCAUCUUCCAGUUCCUGCUGGGCAGGGAGCACUGGCCAGACCUCUACAAGGAGUUCCUCAAGCUGAAGGUGGAAUUCUUCCAUGCGAUGGAGCACCGAGCCUGGGUCACCCCGGAUUUGUGUGAGGAGCUCCCGCCCCCUCUCCCUCCCCCACCACAGGGCCUCCAGGCAGCUGUAGAGGGACAGCACUGGGCCUCCAGCUCUCCUCAGGCCCGCAGACCAUGGCAGCCUGAACCUGGGGUGUCGAAACCAGCCAGUGGCACGAUGGCCCCCCAGCCUUCCAGUGGGUGUCAGCUGACAAAGGCCCUGACCCCUGAGUACUCUGAAAGGAUCUAG
Lagenorhynchus albirostris (white-beaked dolphin) is the source of this 822-nucleotide messenger RNA. Its product is annotated as putative speedy protein E7. Gene Ontology annotation, biological process: positive regulation of cyclin-dependent protein serine/threonine kinase activity. Lineage: Eukaryota; Metazoa; Chordata; Mammalia; Artiodactyla; Delphinidae. Gene Ontology annotation, molecular function: protein kinase binding. The transcript has 6 exons. The record is from RefSeq and is a predicted model, not a curated record. The coding region runs from base 1 to 822 and encodes 273 amino acids.